AUGUCUAUGGUCCUAGUAAGAUUCGCUCGGCUCCCCACGCCACCUAUGACUGUCAAUCCAAGCAACGCCCGCGACUACGAACCCUGGUACGAAGCCAUCCAGACCAUAUGGAAUCCCUCUGUAACCGAAGCGUGGAACGCCCUCUCCAACAGCAUCGAGUCUUCCAUCCGCAACCACUACCGCCACUACGAGUACUGGAACUACAAGAUCUGCAAGAUAGAAAUCAAGUGGAAGCUGGGCGCCGGCGAGAACGCCCCGCAGGUACUCUACGAGUAUGGGGUUAACGAUGAGUAUUUGGAAGUGCAUAAGGGACAGCAUGAGAGGAUUGUGACGGCGUUGACGCUGCAGAAGAGGGAGAGUGGAGAUUUUAUGUGUGUGACGUAUCAGGCGGGGUCGUCGAGUCAGGGGCAGAUGGGGACUGUUUCUUUCAUGGAGUUGGAGAACGCUUGA
Messenger RNA from Botrytis deweyae, 450 nucleotides. RefSeq lists its product as uncharacterized. The record is from RefSeq and is a predicted model, not a curated record. The coding region runs from base 1 to 450 and encodes 149 amino acids. Lineage: Eukaryota; Fungi; Ascomycota; Leotiomycetes; Helotiales; Sclerotiniaceae. The transcript has a single exon.